AUGGUUCUAAAUGUUCAAAGCCUCGGGGACCCCAAGUUGGGAACCUCUAUCCCCUUGAGCAUCUGGGCCAUCUUCUACCCUCGCCGCUGUGCGGACCAAGCAGAGGAGCUGCUUUCCACCUUUAACAAGGUGGCUGGGCCUAUCGGGGUAAGACUAGAGCGACCUGUUCGGGUGGAGCUGCGUGAUGACCGGACUGAGACUUAUGUCAAGAGCAUCCACUCUCUGCUCACCAGUGAGCCUAAAUUGCAGCUGGUAGUUUGCAUCAUGGUUGGCAACAGAGAGGAUCUCUACAGCGCCAUCAAAAAGCUGUGCUGUGUUAAAAGUCCCGUACCGUCACAGGCCAUCAAUGUGAGGACAAUAUCUCAGCAACAGAAGCUGAGGAGCAUUGCCCAAAAGAUACUCCUGCAGAUGAACAGCAAGUUAGGAGGAGAGCUGUGGACUGUCAACGUUCCUCUGAAAAACUUGAUGGUAGUUGGAGUUGACGUCCACCAUGACACUAGCAAGGUGCAUCAGUCAGUCAUGGGAUUUGUUGCAAGUGUGAACAGCUCACUGACCCGCUGGUACUCCAGAGUAACUUUCCAGACACCUAAUGAGGAACUGAUCAGUGGUUUCAGAGUUUGCUUGUUGGCUGCUUUGCAGAAGUACUACGAGGUAAACCACAACCUGCCAGAAAAGAUUGUGGUGUAUCGGGAUGGUGUGUCCGAAGGCCAGCUGAAGAUGGUGGAGCAGUACGAGAUCCCACAGCUGAUCAAAUGCUUUGAGAGGUUCCCCAGCUAUGAGCCCAAGCUGGUCUUCGUUGUGGUCCAGAAACGCAUCAGCACCACACUCUACUCGUGUUCUGCAAACACCUUUGAUGCUCCUCCACCUGGAACUGUUGUGGAUCACACACUCACUCAGAAAGACUGGGUGGACUUUUAUCUGAUGGCACAUAGUAUUCGUCAGGGUUGUGGACUCCCUACACACUAUAUCACCUUGUACAACACGGCAAACCUCACACCAGACCACUUGCAAAGGUUGACGUUCAAGAUGUGCCAUCUGUACUGGAACUGGCCAGGCACCAUUCGUGUUCCAGCACCCUGCAAGUACGCGCAUAAACUGGCUUUCCUGUCCGGCCAACACCUGCACAAGGAGCCAGCCAUCCAGCUCUCAGACAAGCUAUUUUUUCUGUGAGGUUAUUAACCCAAGUGUUACGACUGUCAGCUAUGCAACUCAUUAUUCCAUCUUGACCUUGUAUCAUCGCCUGGCUGGGAUUGG
Melanotaenia boesemani (Boeseman's rainbowfish) is the source of this 1254-nucleotide messenger RNA. RefSeq names its product piwi-like protein 2. Bases 1 to 1170 code for a protein of 389 amino acids. Gene Ontology annotation, cellular component: P granule. The record is from RefSeq and is a predicted model, not a curated record. NCBI's taxonomy places the organism in Eukaryota, Metazoa, Chordata, Actinopteri, Atheriniformes, Melanotaeniidae. Gene Ontology annotation, biological process: regulatory ncRNA-mediated gene silencing. The transcript has 9 exons. Gene Ontology annotation, molecular function: piRNA binding.